GCUCUUGCUGGUUUACUCACACCCCGUCCUGUCUCUUGCUUUGGAAAGCUGUUCCACUUGAUCGUUUGGUCUGCCUCUUUGAGUCAGUGGUGGCAGGGGAAUUAUAAAGGCGACGAAGGCGCAGCCAAGUCCUAGGUAGCGCGUGCCAGAUUUAAGCUGAUUUAAGGUUGUGCAGCCUGACUCUGAAACUUUCUUCGCACAAGGAACAGCUACUUUUGGACAAAAUUGCUAUUUUUUUUAUUUAUUUUUUUUGCCAUCAGUGUGCGCCUGGCUCGGUGAACCUGCUGGGUGGUGCACACCUCUCAAAGGCAGCAUGGUUAGUGGGGCUUUGCAGAUCGCGGGGCUGCUCGUCGGUGGCAUUGGCAUGAUCGGGACAUUCGCAGUCACAGGUAUGCCCCAGUGGAGGGUGUCUGCCUUCAUCGAGCACAACAUCAUCGUGUUUGAGACCAUCUGGGAAGGCCUGUGGAUGCACUGCAUCAGGCAAGCCAACAUCAGGAUGCAGUGCAAGGUCUACGACUCCGUGCUGGCCCUCUCUCCGGACCUGCAGGCAUCCAGAGGACUGAUGUGUGCCGGGUCAGCGCUCUCCUUCCUGGCGUUCCUGGUUGCUGUUGUUGGGAUGAAGUGCAUGCGGUGCAGGCAGAGCAGCUGGCCGGCCAAGGGCUAUAUUCUCUUGACGGCUGGGCUCCUCUUCAUCCUCUCGGGUGCCGUCACGCUCAUUCCAGUCUGCUGGGUUGCCAACACCAUCAUCAGGGACUUCUAUAACCCCGCGGUCAAUGUUGCACAGAAAAGGGAGCUUGGUGAGGCUCUCUACCUAGGCUGGGUGGCUGCCUUCUGCCUCUUGACAGCCGGAGCCAUAUUCUGCUGCUUUUGCUGCUGCUGUGAGAAAUCCAGGAGCUAUGGCUACUCCGCACCUCCCCACCACCUGCUGCACAGCCAGCAUCUGCACAGGACCACCGAAAGCUCAUACUCCAGGAGUCAGUUUCAAUAACAAGAACCAUUCUGCCACCGGACAGUACAGGGAGCAUCGUAGCCUGGGUGUUCCUGCCUGACACCUAUAUCCGGAUGUCACUCACUGUAGGUACUACUGCCAAUUAGAGAUCAAAAAACACUCAACUGUUUAGCACUCUCUGGGUGUAUUCUUACACAACCAGCAUAUGAUGCAUUUUUAUAGUAUUUUUGGGAGCAGUUUAUUUUCUAUACAAACCGUGCCCUGACUGCCUCAGAGUGUAAUUUUAUGCAUGACCUCAACAGCUGACCCUCCCAGAGUCAUGUAAGGAAAAAUGAUUUCAGAGCAAUCCUGCUAGAUAAGGCAGUCAGAUAAACAGAUUCAGGGCAUUAGGCAUGGUCAGUUCUCCAGCUGCGUAUACCUUCAAGAGCUGGCUGCCUGAAAAUGUUACAUGAAGGGUUUUUCUGUUGGAAAAACAAUAAAUAAAAAUUAAAUGCUAGUUUCGAGAAGGCUUUUCCAUAAAAGAUUUUCUAUUUUUUGACAUUAAAAUAACAAAUCAAAAUUCAGUUUUGAUAAUUUAGAGGUAAAAAUGUUCUACAAGCU
Molecule: messenger RNA, 1549 nt
Organism: Cygnus olor (mute swan)
Lineage: Eukaryota; Metazoa; Chordata; Aves; Anseriformes; Anatidae
Product: claudin-8-like
Exons: 2
Coding region: 314-988 (224 amino acids)
Biological process (GO): bicellular tight junction assembly; cell adhesion
Cellular component (GO): bicellular tight junction; plasma membrane
Molecular function (GO): structural molecule activity
Source: RefSeq, a predicted model, not a curated record